GCCCGGGGCUGCACACGGGCUCCGGGCUGCAGGGUUCGGCGUCUGAGCGCGCGGCCCAUUAGCUUCUGGCCGCGGGACUGCCAUUGGGUUCAUACUUUCCGCUUGAAACAUCGCCUGUGUGCCUUCCAAGCUGGGAGACAGGAAGUCGACACAUCGAGGGUGGGGUCCGGGAGGCCGGAUCUCACAAGCCGCCGGGCUGCGGCCUCCGAGGGGGCUCCUUCCGACUGGCGACAGCCAUGGAGAGGCGCUGGGGACUGUUCUGGGUCGCGGUGCUGGGCUUUGUGCUGUGCGUCCAAGGUCAACGUGACUUUGAUUUGGCCGAUGCCCUCGAUGACCCCGAACCCACCAAGAAGCCAAGCUCAGAUAUCUACCCCAGACCGAAGCCCCCGUAUCACCCACAGCCAGGCAUGCCCGACAAUAGCGGAGGCAUCUACCCCAGACCGAAGCCCCCGUAUCACCCACAGCCAGGCAUGCCCGACAACAGUGGAGGCAUCUACCCCCGGCCGAGGCCACCCCCGCGCCCCCAGCCCGGCGGUUCCGACAGCGGUGGAGGUUACUUUGGGAACAGGGACCAGGAUGACGGCCGCUACCCGCCCAGGCCCAGGCCGCCCGCAGCUGGCGGUGGUGGCUACUAUCCCAACAAUGACGGCCACGGAAAUGCCUAUGGGACCCAGGUGUGCACGCAGGUAGUGAGAAACAGAGCAGCUGACACUAGGGGAACAGCAGCCGGUGAAUCGGUGUGUGCGGGGAUCUUUGUUACGCGGCUCAGCGGCUGACCAUUGCAAACAGAAAACACUCUGGGCGGGCAGAUCCUGGCAGGAGGGGAAGGAAGUGUCCACAGCAGGAAGUAACGGGGGUCUCGUCUACACUGAGUGUAUCUCAGAGUAAGCGGGCGAUCUUGAAGCUCUCAGCCAUUGUCUGCUUCUGUAAGGGAAGGCUGAUGACAAAAUGUCAUGCUGGGAAAAGAAAACGCCACGGAUUGUUUUUUCCUUUUUUUUAUUGGAGACACAAUGCACGUAAACAUUGUAUUCAUUCUAUGUAUAUAAAGUAACAGUUCCCUAUUGGUGACAUGUUGCAAAAUUAUUGGGACUGUAAUUCCGCCGGUCCCGCAUCGCAUCGGGAUGCAUAGUUACAAAUUUUAUUUAUUUUUUUUAUUCCGAAAUGAGAACCUUUAAGAUUUACUUCCUUAGCAACUUAAAUAAUUUAAUGCUUACUUAUUUUUGAGAGAGAGCAUGAGUGGGAGAGAGGCAGCAAGGGACAGAGACAGGGGAGCAGAAGCAGGGUCCUCAACACCAGAGAGCUGGACGCGGGGCUCGAGCCCAUGAACCGUGAGAUCACGACCUGAGCCCAAGUCAGAGGCUGAACCGACUGAGCCACCCAGGCGCCCCCUUCCCUUAGCAAUUUUGAGAUGCGAUACAUUCGCAUUAUGAUGUGAUACAGGGUCGUUAAUCAGCGUCUCCGUUCUGCCCAUGACGUCCUGGGGCUUAUAAAUGCAGACUUGUCCCUCUGAUUCGGUUCACCCGUCAGUCAAUUUACCGGUCAAAGGCAAAGCAUGAAUUUACUUUUCUCUUUGCCAUUGGUUACGGGCUUUCAGCAUCAGAACUGAAUGGAGUCACGGUCUGGUGGGUUGUGACUGAUAUGGGUGCAUUUGCAAGGCGUCGGGGUCCUGUUGGAGAUGUGGUCCGUGAAUCUCCGCAGCCUUGGGAUGAGGAAAUAAUAGUUUACAGCCCGUUUUACAAAGUAAAGGUGACAGGGACAGACCUCCGUCACCCCAUAGAUGGCCCUGUCCCCAUAACACAAUGGGAAAUUGUCGGCCAAAAGCAGAUGCCAUUUUUAAGAAAUUGUUUUCAAUGUUUGUUUAUUUUUGAGACAAAGAGAGCAUGAGCGGGGGCAGGGGCAGAAAGAGAGGGAGGCACAGAAUCUGAAGCGGGUUCCAGGCUCUGAGCUGUCAGCACAGAGCCCGACGUGGGGAUUGGACUCGAGAGCUGUGAGAUCAUGACCUGAGCCGAAGUCGGACGCCCAACCGACUGAGCCAUCCAAGUGCCCGGAAAAGAGAUUUUUUUCUUUGAAACUUGGCAAUCAUCAUCACACGGGGCCCCUGAUCCUCUGGGGUGAGGAGUUCCGAGCCCCUUGAGCCGAAGGCCGUGCAGUGUGGCCUCAGCUUCCAGUCCCCUGUGGUCAGAGGCCACGCCGUGGGGACGGUGCACCUUUCGGUUGCACGGGGAGGGCGGCCUCGACAUCUCCCCAGCCUCACGCGGCAUCUUGGGUCGGGUGUGCUGCUGUUCUCGGUGCCGCCCCAGAAACUUCCGGGGUUCCAGUUCACGUGCUCUUU
Messenger RNA from Neofelis nebulosa (Clouded leopard), 2332 nucleotides. It is a transcript of the gene XG, whose product is annotated as Xg glycoprotein (Xg blood group). The transcript has 9 exons. Gene Ontology annotation, biological process: homotypic cell-cell adhesion; positive regulation of neutrophil extravasation; T cell extravasation. The coding region runs from base 237 to 776 and encodes 179 amino acids. The record is from RefSeq and is a predicted model, not a curated record. NCBI's taxonomy places the organism in Eukaryota, Metazoa, Chordata, Mammalia, Carnivora, Felidae.